UGUGACCAGUGACAUUGGAAGUCUGUCACGAACAACAAAGUUGUGGUUCAUAACCCCAUUACUCCAACAAUAAAAAAUAAUUAAAAUAUAACCUUUUUUUAUUUCGCGUAAGCCGUGAACUGAAUCUAAGUUUUUCAAAGUUUUCUUCAUAUUUUAUAUCUCAAUAAUUAUUAAUCUCAGGACCAGGAGAUAAUGGCAACGGCAGCUGUGGGGCCUGUACCUCAACACGCUCCAACUUACAGGCAGCCCCAAAAAUUGCCAGAUGGAUUCAAAGACUGGGUAUGUGUUUACCCAAUUUACAUUAACAAGGACAAGACCCUUGCAGAAGGUAGAAGAGUAAAGAAGUCUGAGGCAGUGAAGCAUCCAAUUUUACCUGAGCUCAUGGAAGCGAUGCAAGGAACUGGAUUGCAGGUGAUAGGUGAGCCAAAUAGAAUACACCCGCGAGAGCGGAGCAAAGAACCUUACAACUACGGGCGCAUUCGUGUCGAGAUGAAAGACAGCGACGGCAACAUCAUCAACGAGCAGUUCACGCGUCGAGAGGAUAUCUACAGGUUCAUCGCUCAGAGCAUUCCUCAGCUCAAGUCUCGAACGCAGCCUAAGCAAAAGCAAGAAGAGAAGAAGAAAGGCAAGGGCAAGAAGAAGUAACAACAUACGAGUUUUAAAAAAGAUAUUCCAGUUUAUUUUGUUGAGUUUCUCGUGUUGGACGUGAAUGAUAAUUAAAAUAUUUGUUUCUA
Messenger RNA from Hyalella azteca, 734 nucleotides. It is a transcript of the gene Srp19, whose product is annotated as signal recognition particle 19 kDa protein. The coding region runs from base 193 to 645 and encodes 150 amino acids. The record is from RefSeq and is a predicted model, not a curated record. Gene Ontology annotation, cellular component: signal recognition particle, endoplasmic reticulum targeting. Gene Ontology annotation, biological process: SRP-dependent cotranslational protein targeting to membrane; SRP-dependent cotranslational protein targeting to membrane, signal sequence recognition. The transcript is spliced from 5 exons. NCBI's taxonomy places the organism in Eukaryota, Metazoa, Arthropoda, Malacostraca, Amphipoda, Hyalellidae. Gene Ontology annotation, molecular function: 7S RNA binding.